AUGUCACCCCUUCACAGGUCUCGGUAUGAGGGCCCAGUCACUGUUGCAAAGGGCUACCGAUCUCCGGCACCUCAUGCUCGCGAACCAUUAACAGCGAUUGAAUUGGCCAUUUGGCUGUUGAGACACUUGGACGCCCUUGACGGUAUGGAUUUGUCUACCCUUGGCGCCUAUACGGGACCAGAUGAGGACGAUUCUUCUUCCGCAAGGACCAGUCUAGGCACAAAUGCUCUAUCUCCAGCGCCUACAUGGCCCCAAGUCGGCUCAGCACAACAUCCUUCUGAAGCCUCCUAUUCAAGGCCUUGGACACCCGGUGUAUACACCAAAACUUAUACCCAUGUCUCAGUUCCUGAACCAGUCCCUGGUCCAUUGAUGGCAGCUGCUGGUAUACCAGCUACAGCAAUUUCUGGAAACAUCAACACUUGGCCAGCCCAAGGACCUUUAGGGCAAGCAACAAGUUCUGUCCUGAUUCCAGCACCAGCCAUACCUGGAUAUACCAACAGUUACACUCUAGUCUCAGGACCUGAACCAGUCCCUGGCCCAUUUGUUGCAGCUUCUGGUAUUCCAGCACCAGCACUGCCCGGAAACAUCAAUACUUGGCCUGCUGAAGGGCCUUGGGGUGGGGUUACUGCCACAGUAAAACGAUCCACAAGUAUUCCAGCACCAGCUCCUCCUGGAUAUGCCAAUGCUUACACCUAUACUCUUGUCUCAGGACCAGAACCUGUCCCUCGCCCUCUCGAGGCAGCUCUACCAGCACCUGGGUUUACCAAAACCUAUACCUAUGUGUCAGUUCCUGCACCAGCCCCACGUCCAUUGGCGGCAAUUCCCAGACCAGGUUUACACGGAAACGCCUAUAAUGGACCUUCCGAACUUUUCUAUUUGAGGCCGCUUGAAUACGUUGAUCAACCCAUUCCUACACCAUCUGGACCUGAACCUGUCCCAAAUCUUAUGGACGCUGGCAUUCGAGCACCCGGCAUUUCUCGAAACAUUAAUACAUGGCCAGCACAAGGGACUUUGGGUGGGGUUACGGCACAAGCAACACGAGCCACGCCUACUCCAGCACCAGCUACUUAUGGGUACACCAACACUUAUACUCUAGUCUCAGGACCUGAGCCAAUCCCUGGCCCAUUGGUGACAGCUGCUGGUAUCUCAGCACCAGAAAUUUCUGGAAAUCUUAACACUUGGCCAGCACAAGAUACUCUGGGCGGGGUCACAGCACAAGCAACACGAACCACACCAUUUCCUGCUCCAGCUCCCCCUGGAUAUACCAACACUUACACCGGCAGCCUUGUUCCAGGACCUGUUCCAGUCCCUGGCCCAUUGGUUGCAGCCACUGCUGGUAUUGCAGCACCGGGUUCUUUGGGAAACACGAAUGCGUGGGCAGCAGAAGGUGUUGGGGUUACGGCCAAAGCAACACGGGCAACUCCCAUUCCAGCACCAGGUUAUUCUGGAAAUUUCAAUGCUUGGCCAAUGGAAGGGGUUACUGCCAAAGCAACCAGAGGGACUCCAGUGCCAGCGGCUUAUGGAUAUACCAAUACCUACACCUCCAAUUUGGAAGGGUACAGCAAUGCAUAUGCACUCAACUCGGGGCAUGGAUCAGUGCCCGGCCCUUUGGUGGCAGGUAUCCCAGGAUCAAGUAUUUCUGGAAACAUCAACACUUGGCCAGCACAAGAUACAUUGGGUGGGGUCACUGCCAAAGCGUCGAGGAUCACAGCCAUUCCAUCGCCCGCUCCUCCUGGAUUUUCGAAUUCUUACACCUAUACGGUUGUCUCAGUACCUGAACCAGUGCCGGGUCCUAUGGUUGCAGCUAUUCCAGCACCAGGAAGUAUGAAUGCUUGGCAGGGCCAGUAUUCGAAUGGAAUGACUGUUUCCACUUCUCGCACCAAUGGUGGAGAGGAACCUGAUACUUUGGUGGGACAAUCUGCAACAAUUCCAGUUGACCCUGAGCCGCUUGAAACUACAUCAUCAACUACCACUGUCGAGACUCCUCGUCCACCCAGAGCACGUGCUUCCUCCGUAUGGAGCCAUCAUCAACGCACUCCAUCAUCAUCAUCAGUGUUCGCACCGGGGCGAGCUUCUGAGAGUACGGUACCUAAAAGAGCUACUUCCACUCGCGGCCAAACAGAUCAUCGUGACGAUGGCAAAGUUUGA
Messenger RNA from Seminavis robusta, 2148 nucleotides. The record is from the annotation of a GenBank genome assembly. NCBI's taxonomy places the organism in Eukaryota, Bacillariophyta, Bacillariophyceae, Naviculales, Naviculaceae.